AUGUUCAGGAACACCGCCUUGAAGGCCACCCACAGCGGUAUGCUGCGCGGUGCGACCUCUUCGACGUGCCGUCGGUCCUUCCACCUGGCCUCCACUGCUCGGAGUGCCUCGAAGAACUCGACAUUCGGCCUGACUGCGCGCCGUCCUCUUGCCGUCGUCGACCGUGCUCUCAACGGCACCCGACUCUAUGCCUCGUCGGCAGAGGGUAACGCUCCUGGAGUGGACCCCAACGAUUCUUUCCUCCAGGGCAGCACUGCCAACUAUAUUGAUGAGAUGUACAUGGCAUGGAAGCAGGAUCCCGCCAGCGUCCACAUUUCCUGGCAGACCUACUUCAAGAACAUGGAGGAGGGCAAGAUGCCUAUCUCCCAGGCCUUCACUCCUCCCCCGACCAUUGUUCCCACCCCUACCGGUGGUGUUCCCCAAGAUAUGCCCGGCACUGGCCUCGCAGCCGGCACGGACGUUACAAAUCACUUGAAGGUCCAGCUUCUGGUCCGCGCUUACCAGGCCCGUGGUCACCACAAGGCUAAGAUUGACCCCCUGGGCAUUCGUGGCGAGGCCGAGGCUUUCGGCUACAACAAGCCCAAGGAGCUCGAGCUCGACCACUACGGUUUCACUGAUCGUGAUCUGGACCAGGAGUUCGCCCUGGGUCCUGGUAUCCUGCCCCGUUUCCUGACCGAGACCCGCAAGAAGAUGACCCUGCGCGAGAUUAUUGCCGCCUGCGAGAAGAUCUACUGUGGCUCCUACGGCGUUGAGUAUAUUCACAUCCCGGACCGCAAGCCUUGCGAGUGGAUCCGUGAUCGCUUUGAGAUCCCCGAGCCCUACAAGUACUCCGUUGAUGAUAAGCGUCGUAUCCUCGACCGUCUCAUCUGGUCGUCCAGCUUCGAGUCCUUCUUGGCCACCAAGUUCCCCAACGACAAGCGUUUCGGUCUGGAGGGUUGCGAAACCCUCGUGCCUGGUAUGAAGGCCCUGAUCGAUCGCAGCGUCGACUAUGGCAUCAAAGACAUCGUCAUUGGCAUGCCUCACCGUGGUCGUCUCAACGUUCUCUCCAACGUCGUCCGCAAGCCUAACGAGUCUAUCUUCUCCGAGUUUGCCGGUUCUACCGAGCCUUCCGAUGAGGGUUCUGGUGAUGUCAAGUACCACCUGGGUAUGAACUUCGAGCGCCCUACCCCCUCGGGCAAGCGUGUCCAGCUUUCUCUGGUCGCCAACCCGUCCCACUUGGAGGCCGAGGACCCUGUCGUCCUGGGUAAGACCCGUGCCAUCCAGCACUACAACAAGGAUGAGACCCACUUCGACAGUGCUAUGGGUGUCCUGCUCCACGGUGAUGCCGCUUUCGCUGGCCAGGGUAUUGUCUACGAGACCAUGGGUUUCCACUCCCUGCCCGCCUACUCCACCGGUGGUACCAUCCACAUUGUUGUGAACAACCAGAUCGGUUUCACCACUGAUCCUCGUUACUCUCGUUCCACCCCUUACUGCUCGGACAUUGCCAAGUCCAUCGACGCCCCUGUGUUCCACGUCAAUGCCGAUGACGUUGAGGCCGUGAACUACGUUUGCCAGGUCGCCGCCGACUGGCGUGCCGAGUUCAAGACCGAUGUUGUUAUCGACAUCGUCUGCUACCGUAAGCAGGGUCACAACGAGACUGAUCAGCCCUCGUUCACCCAGCCUCUGAUGUACAAGCGCAUUGCCUCCCAGAAGGCUCAGCUCGACACCUACAUCGAGAAGCUCAUCAACGAAGGCACCUUCACCAAGGCGGACAUUGACGAGCACAAGAAAUGGGUUUGGGGCAUGCUGAAUGACAGCUUCGACCGCAGCAAGGACUACCAGCCCACCGGCAAGGAGUGGCUGACCUCCGCCUGGAACAACUUCAAGACUCCUAAGGAGCUGGCCACCGAGGUCCUUCCUCACCUGUCCACCUCUGUUGGCUCCAACAUGCUGAAGCACAUUGCCGAUAAGGUCAGCGGUGCUCCCGAGGGCUUCACUCUCCACCGCAACCUCAAGCGUAUUCUCGCCAACCGCAAGAAGACCGUUGAUGAGGGGAAGAACAUCGAUUGGGCUACCGCCGAGGCUCUUGCUUUCGGUUCGCUCGUCGAUGAGGGUUACCACGUCCGUGUUUCCGGUCAGGACGUUGAGCGUGGUACCUUCUCUCAGCGUCACGCUGUCCUGCACGACCAGGAGAAUGAGGCUACCUACACUCCUCUGCAGAACAUUAGCGACAAGCAGGGUAGCUUCGUCAUCUCCAACUCCUCUCUGAGCGAGUUCGGUGCUCUUGGCUUCGAGUACGGUUACUCUCUGACCUCCCCCGAGGCUCUCGUCAUGUGGGAGGCUCAGUUUGGUGACUUCGCCAACAACGCUCAGUGUAUCAUUGAUCAGUUCAUUGCUUCUGGUGAAUCCAAGUGGCUGCAGCGUUCCGGUCUGGUUGUUUCUCUACCCCACGGCUACGACGGCCAGGGUCCCGAGCACUCUUCCGGCCGCAUGGAGCGUUGGUUGCAGCUUUGCAACGAGGAGCCUCGCGUCUUCCCCUCGGCUGACAAGCUUGACCGCCAGCACCAGGACUGCAACAUGCAGAUCGCUUACAUGACCGAGCCCUCCAACCUGUUCCACAUUCUCCGUCGCCAGAUGCGCCGCCAGUUCCGCAAGCCUCUGAUCAUCUUCUUCUCCAAGUCGUUGCUGCGUCACCCCAUCGCCCGCUCCGAUAUUGAGGCCUUCACCGAUGACUCUCACUUCCAGUGGAUCAUCCGUGACCCUGCCCACGGCACUACCAUCGAUGCCCCCGAGAAGAUUGAGCGUGUCAUUCUCUGCUCUGGCCAGGUCUACGCUGCCCUUGUCAAGCACCGUGAGGCUCAUGGUAUCCGCAACACUGCCAUUACCCGUGUUGAGCAGCUGCACCCCUUCCCCUGGGCUCAGCUGAAGGAGAACUUGGAUAGCUACCCCAACGCCAAGAACAUCGUCUGGUGCCAGGAGGAGCCCCUGAACGCCGGUGCCUGGUCCUAUGCCCAGCCCCGUAUCGAGACCCUGCUCAACUCCACCGAGCAUCACAACCGUCGCCACGUCCUGUACGCCGGCCGUGCUGGCAGUGCUUCCGUCGCCACCGGUCUUAAGGCCGUCCACCUCAAGGAGGAGCAGGAGUUCCUGGAGGAUGCUUUCUCCAUUCACCAGGAGCGUCUCAAGGGCGAGUAA
This is a messenger RNA of Penicillium macrosclerotiorum, 3174 nucleotides long. It is a transcript of the gene kgd1, whose product is annotated as alpha-ketoglutarate dehydrogenase KGD1. The transcript is spliced from 3 exons. NCBI's taxonomy places the organism in Eukaryota, Fungi, Ascomycota, Eurotiomycetes, Eurotiales, Aspergillaceae. The record is from RefSeq and is a predicted model, not a curated record. Gene Ontology annotation, biological process: tricarboxylic acid cycle. Gene Ontology annotation, cellular component: oxoglutarate dehydrogenase complex; mitochondrion. Gene Ontology annotation, molecular function: oxoglutarate dehydrogenase (succinyl-transferring) activity; thiamine pyrophosphate binding. Bases 1 to 3174 code for a protein of 1057 amino acids.